UACUAAAAUUAUUUAUUAUUUAUUAUCUAAGUAUAUUAGAUAUCGUUUUCUUAAAUAUUCGGCAGAUAAAACGACUAUUCGAACGUAUUCAGGCCGAUUGGAAUUUAUUACAAGAUGAGCAUGAACGUGAAAUAAUAGCAUCAUACGCCGAAUAUGGAAGGUUAAUUACUAUCUUUUUAACAAGUAAGAUAUUUCUUUCUAUUGCUACAUUCAUAUAUUUACAUAUAAAACACGCUUGUGGUUUAUUAAAAAUUGCUAGCUAUCGAAUGGAACGUGUAAUGGAUAUGGAAAACAUGCAACAAAUUUCUCCGUUAGAAAGAGAACAUAUUAUGUGUGUAAGAAUAAUGCGAGCUGUAAAUAUUCAGCAAAAAGCAAUGAAGUUUGAGUAUAAUGUAUAUAUUUCUUACUUUAUAGUACUUCUAAUUCUUUCUCUAAACGUUUUCGGCUUGUUCCAAUUUCUUCCGAAUUUUCUUGACAUCAUUGCACCGCUUAAUGAAUCUCGUGAACGUUAUUUGUCAUUCUCAGCCGAGUAUUUUAUCGAUCAGAAGCAAUAUUUUUAUCUUAUUUUAACACAUGGUUUGUUGGCUGUUUAUAUCGGAAGUGCUGGAGUACUUGCUACUGGUAGUUCGCUUAUAGGAUUUAUUUCGCAUAUCUGCGCAAUGUUAAAGAUAGCAAGCUAUCGUCUUGAACAUUUAAGCGAUAAUCUAUCAUCAGUAUCUGAACUUGAAAAGGAUUGCAUCAUCCGUAAAAGAAUAAUUAAUGUCGUUGAUAUUCAUCGAAGAGCAAUCGAGUUAGUAUUUGAUUUACAAAAAAAAAGUUAA
Molecule: messenger RNA, 821 nt
Organism: Pogonomyrmex barbatus (red harvester ant)
Lineage: Eukaryota; Metazoa; Arthropoda; Insecta; Hymenoptera; Formicidae
Biological process (GO): sensory perception of smell; detection of chemical stimulus involved in sensory perception of smell
Cellular component (GO): plasma membrane
Molecular function (GO): olfactory receptor activity; odorant binding
Source: RefSeq, a predicted model, not a curated record